ACACGCUGGGCGACGUUUAUAUGCGCAGGAUUAGUGCUAAAAUAUAGCAGUUGUAUGAUUGCAUACGGGUAGCGUGGUGUCUACAAACGUCAUAUAUGUUUACAUACUAAAAUGCUUCAAUUUUCAACCGCGCUAUGCAGUAAAUUGCUAUAGCACAGCCGAGCUAUCUAAGCAUUCAGAUGCAUGGAAAUGCAAUGAAGCGGGUGAACAUGAGUAAAGAGUCACAAAUGAGAGCUGCUAUUAAUCAGAAAUUAAUAGAAAUGGGCGAACGGGAGAGGCUGAAGGAGUUACUUCGAGCCAAACUUAUAGAAUGUGGAUGGAAGGACCAGCUGAAAGCACACUGCAAAGAUGUCAUCAGAGAAAAGGGAUUUGAACAUGUCACAGUGGAGGACCUGGUUGCAGAAAUUACACCAAAGGGAAGAGCUCUCGUGCCAGACAGUGUGAAGAAAGAACUUCUGCAGAGAAUAAGGGCAUUUCUAGCCCAGCAUUCUGCGUUAUGAAGGGAACUUUUCAUUUUCAUGCCACAUUGCUGCAUCUUAACCAAGACAUGAGAUUAUCAUCAUGGCUCAGACCAUUUUUGGUACCUUUUUUUUUUUUUAAAGUUAUUUUUUCAUAAUCAGGCAUCGGCUCUGGGAUGUUCUAAUGCAGGUUUAUCAAUAAAUGUUUUUGCUUUCUCA
Paramormyrops kingsleyae is the source of this 677-nucleotide messenger RNA. Its product is annotated as transcription and mRNA export factor ENY2. Gene Ontology annotation, cellular component: nuclear pore; SAGA complex. Lineage: Eukaryota; Metazoa; Chordata; Actinopteri; Osteoglossiformes; Mormyridae. Gene Ontology annotation, biological process: mRNA export from nucleus; positive regulation of DNA-templated transcription. The record is from RefSeq and is a predicted model, not a curated record. Gene Ontology annotation, molecular function: transcription coactivator activity.